UCAUAUCUCUAUAGUUUGACGCAACGGAAGAUAAGGGAAGGAAACGGGCCACGCGGCUUCCGGUGGAAGUGAGGCCCUGUGGUUCCGGCCGGCGUGAGUGAGCGAGUUUGGCUGUUUUAAGAUGGCGGCUGCGGCGGGCUUGGAGUUCCAGCGCGCCCAGUCUUUGCUGAGCACUGACCGUGAGGCCUCUAUUGGCAUCCUGCACUCUAUAGUGAAACGUGAUGUCCAGGAGAAUGAUGAAGAGGCAGUACAAGUCAAAGAGCAGAGCAUUCUGGAACUGGGGAGUCUCUUGGCCAAGACGGGUCAGGCAGAAGAACUUGGAGGACUGCUGAAAUAUGUGCGCCCUUUCUUGAACUCCAUCAGCAAGGCAAAGGCAGCCCGCCUGGUUCGGUCCCUGCUAGAUCUUUUUCUAGACAUGGAGGCAGCGACAGGACAAGAGGUUGACCUGUGUCUUGAAUGCAUUGAAUGGGCCAAAUCAGAGAAGAGGACAUUCCUGCGCCAAGCUCUGGAGGCAAGGCUGGUCUCUUUGUACUUUGACACUAAAAGGUAUCAAGAAGCAUUGCAGUUAGGCUCACAGCUUUUGCGGGAGUUGAAGAAGAUGGACGACAAGGCACUGUUAGUGGAAGUGCAGCUGCUAGAGAGCAAGACCUAUCAUGCCUUGAGCAACCUGCCAAAAGCAAGAGCAGCAUUAACCUCUGCCCGAACCACAGCCAAUGCAAUCUAUUGCCCACCCAAGCUGCAGGCGGCUCUGGACAUGCAAUCAGGCAUCAUUCAUGCAGCAGAAGAAAAGGACUGGAAGACAGCAUAUUCUUAUUUUUAUGAGGCUUUUGAGGGUUACGAUUCCAUCGACAGCCCCAAAGCUAUCACGGCAUUGAAAUACAUGCUGCUGUGCAAGAUCAUGUUGAACUCGCCUGAAGAUGUGCAGGCAUUGGUGAGCGGGAAGCUUGCAUUGCGGUAUGCAGGGAGACAGACAGAAGCUCUAAAAUGUGUGGCACAGGCCAGUAAGAAUCGAUCACUGGAUGACUUCAAAAAGGCUCUGAAAGAUUAUAAGGUGGAACUCAGGGAUGACCCCAUUAUCAACACACAUUUGGGUAAACUCUAUGAUAACUUAUUGGAACAAAACCUGAUCCGGGUCAUUGAGCCUUUCUCCAGAGUGCAGAUUGAACACAUAUCUAGCCUUAUCAAGCUGUCAAAGGCGGAUGUGGAAAGGAAACUCUCUCAGAUGAUCCUGGACAAGAAAUUCCACGGGAUCCUUGACCAAGGUGAAGGCGUCCUGAUUAUUUUUGAUGAACCGCCUGUAGACAAAACAUAUGAAGCUGCCCUGGAGACCAUUCAGAAUAUGAGUAAAGUAGUGGAUUCAUUAUACAACAAAGCCAAAAAGCUAACAUAGAGUUGGGAACUGUUGGCUGUUGCUUUGGAGAGUUGGUGCGUGAAACCUUUGGGGGGAGGGACAAAAGGCUAGAAGACUGGUGGGGUUUUUUUGUUCCCCACCCCCCUUUUGCUCUACUUCUCACUCGGAAAGUUUUAAGACUUCCUCAUCUGAUCCAUCUUGUCUAUACAAUUGUGUGUUCCAGUUUCCAUGUAACCUUUUACCUGCUGAACUUUGUACUGGGAUGGGGAAAUAAUAAUGUUUAAAAAAAGAGUUUCUUGUGGGUGGGGGGAAGGCAGCAGUGGCAGUAUCCUAAAUAAAAGGAGAGAGGCUUAUGCUACCUUAAAAAAAAUGCAUCCCAUUUUCUUGAGGGUGGCAGAGGGGUGGGCUAAGUCUUUUUGUCACUGGUAGGAACCCAGCCACCAAAGGCUGCUCCAUACAUUAACAAAAUUCCUACACAGAAGGCGUUUCCCAUGUACGCUCUAGGAUAACAUGACUGUACACAUGUGUACAUGCACUGGGAAGCCAUGGCUGAUAGCAGCUUCUCAGCGUGUGCAUGCACAGCAAAAAAAAAGAGUUGUUGUAUGUGGAUUUCCCACAAACUCCCUCCAUAGUAUUGCAUUCCAUGUAGGAAUUUUGUCAUCUGUGAAGUGGCCAGUUAGAAAGCGGGAGCUAUCUUAACCUUGUGUUCAGAACACAGAGACUUCAGGCAGCCAAAGUGAGACCAGUUUGCUAAUCCACAAGAACCUUCACACUACUGAAGAAUCAGUUAAGAAUAGGCCUCCAGCAAUAUUAAAACCUCAGAGUUGAAUUCUGAGGCCUUAACAUGCAGGAGCCCGCUUGAAUAAUUUUUUUCAUGGUCAUAAAAGGACAAGAGAUUGCCACAGUCACUUUUGAACAGUGGCUCUGAAGGUUUCCUGGUUCUGUACUGCAUGCUGUUUGUUCUUUAUUUUUUAAAAAGGUUAGAAUGUACUUGCCUUUUAACUUCACAACAAGAUAUGCUGUUGGAAGAACUGGACUUCUGUUCUCUACAACGUUAACUUUUUUAAGAAUCACAGAUGGAUCUUAUUUUCAGCUGGCUGUUUUUGGGCCACCCAGAGGCUUUUUAAACUUUUUGCCACCCCUUGAACAUCCAGAAUGAGACAGAUGAGCCCAUUUAGGCUGAGGUCAUGGCUGCACAUUACACCAGCCAUGGAGGUGCCAUCAAAAACUGCAUUCCUAUGGCAAAUUCUUCCCCGUCCCUGUAUUUACAUCUAGGAGGAUUUGUUAUGUGAUGCAGUGUUGGUGCACUGAGUUUCCCCACCACCAGCAAUCAGCGGUGUGGACUGGGGCAGGGAAGAUUGCAAUGAGGUGAGCACUCCGAAACUAGCUUGUCAAUUGUGGUGGUCCCAGGCCAAAUCUGGCCUCCUGAAGCCGUCAGCUUGGAGACGAGAGGAUGUAUAUGGCGGAAACAGUGGCAGCGGCAUUUUCUAGCAGUCCACUGUGGGGAAUAGUGAGGGGAGAGAGAACCUGGUUUAGCGCUCCACUACCGUCUCAAAGUGAUCUUUCAGGAAAACGUUUUAUUGAUCCUAGACUGCUCAGCAGGUAGGGGGAGAACUUGCCACUUCGACAUCAUUUUUAGUGGCACCCCUGUGGCAGGUGUAAGCUAUGUGGUUCAUCUCCAGGACUAGUUCUGUUGCAAUCCAGGGGAACGUUAGGGUGGUGUUCUUGUGUGGGAGAGGCAGGGGGCUAUCAACCCGGGCGUUAUGUCAUUGAAUGAUGAAGUUAUAUUUAAGGUGUUAACUGCAAUCGGAGUAGUGCAACCUUCUGCAUCACUGACCUCAUCUUCCAUUUCCUUAUAUGGUUUCUCACACUACUUUAUUUUGUAAAAUGAUACUCCUAUACCACAAAAUAUUUUGGCAUUUGCAUGAAAUCUCUUAACUGGCUGAAUCUUGCUUUUUCCCCUCUGAUGCUUUCCCUUUAUUUUAUCGUUCCGGCACUCUAAUGUUCUUUAACUUUAUCUCUGUCUCAGCCAGUCCAGAUGUUCUGGGGAGGUGAUUUUUAUUUUCAUUUUAUUUGGUCUUGGGGAGGGUUUUGGCACCAUGAAUUUAAAUGUACAAAUGGUUCACGCUAACACACACCAGGUAUAUCUGAUGUUCAGAUGGCAUACAAAUAAACCUUUUUCAAAAA
Rhineura floridana is the source of this 3538-nucleotide messenger RNA. RefSeq names its product proteasome 26S subunit, non-ATPase 11 (gene PSMD11). The transcript has 14 exons. The record is from RefSeq and is a predicted model, not a curated record. Gene Ontology annotation, molecular function: protein binding; structural molecule activity. Gene Ontology annotation, biological process: ubiquitin-dependent protein catabolic process. Gene Ontology annotation, cellular component: proteasome regulatory particle, lid subcomplex. Bases 122 to 1390 code for a protein of 422 amino acids. NCBI's taxonomy places the organism in Eukaryota, Metazoa, Chordata, Lepidosauria, Squamata, Rhineuridae.